CUGAUAUUUUGCUGGGAGUCAUCAAUUAUGCAGGGUAACCGCACGCACUGAGAAGGAAGAUAGCAGCAACAAUAUGGCGACAACCGCAGUUUCUCCAGAAACCGUUCGACAUCUGCAGUCCAGCGACGCCUUUCUGGAUUUCUAUUAACGGGGAAAAGAGCCGGCUGUCCUGGAUGGUAUCUAACUAAAGUGGAAGCUGUAAGCAGGAUGAAAACAUGGCCGCGCCCCUUAUGGCACCACCAGGACCUGACAGCUUCAAAAAGUUCUCCCCGGAGUCUCUGGUCAACAUCGAGAGGCGCAUCGCCGAGGAAAAGGCCAAGAAGCCGCCCAAGCCCGAUAGCAGUCACCGCGACGAUGACGACGAGAACAAGCCCAAGCCCAACAGCGAUCUGGAGGCGGGCCGAAGCCUGCCCUUCAUCUACGGGGACACCCCUGCGGGACUGGUAGCAGUGCCCCUGGAGGAUUUGGACCCUUACUAUUUGAAUCAAAAAACGUUUAUAGUGCUAAAUAGAGGGAAAACAAUCUUCCGCUUCAGUGCCACACCUGCCUUGUACUUCAUAAGUCCUUUUAAUCUUGUUAGGCGAAUAGCUAUUAAAAUUUUGAUACAUUCUUUGUUCAGCAUGAUCAUUAUGUGUACAAUUUUGACCAACUGUGUGUUCAUGACUUUUAGCAAUCCCCCAGAAUGGUCCAAACAAGUAGAGUACACCUUUACUGGAAUUUAUACCUUCGAAUCAACUGUAAAAAUCAUUGCUCGUGGUUUCUGUAUAGACAAUUUCACAUUCCUGAGAGACCCAUGGAAUUGGCUAGAUUUCAUGGUGAUCUCCAUGGCAUAUGUCACAGAGUUUGUGGACCUGGGAAAUGUGUCUGCGCUGAGAACGUUCAGAGUUCUCCGGGCGCUGAAAACUAUCUCUGUCAUUCCAGGUCUGAAGACCAUUGUGGGCGCCCUGAUCCAGUCUGUGAAGAAGCUGUCGGACGUGAUGAUCCUCACCGUCUUCUGCCUCAGCGUCUUCGCCCUGAUUGGCCUGCAGCUCUUCAUGGGCAACCUGCGGCAGAAGUGCGUCAUCUGGCCCAUCAACUCCACCGAGAACUACCUGAGCAACGGCAGCAAAGGGUUCGAGUGGAACGAGUACAUCAUGAACGAAACCAAUUUCUACAUCCUCCCGGGACAACUGGACGCCCUCCUGUGCGGGAACAGUUCUGAUUCGGGUCGCUGCCCUGAGGGGUACACGUGCAUGAAGGCUGGGAGGAACCCCAACUACGGCUACACCAGCUUCGACAGCUUCGGCUGGGCCUUCCUGGCUCUCUUCCGCCUCAUGACCCAGGACUUCUGGGAGAACCUUUACCAGCUGACGCUGCGGGCGGCCGGGAAGACCUACAUGAUCUUCUUUGUGCUGGUGAUCUUUGUGGGCUCCUUCUACCUGGUCAACCUGAUCCUGGCUGUGGUCGCCAUGGCCUACGAGGAGCAGAACCAGGCCACCAUGGAAGAGGCGGAGCAGAAGGAGGCAGAGUUCAAGGCCAUGCUGGAGCAGCUGAAGAAACAGCAGGAGGAUGCCCAGGCGGCAGCCAUGGCGACCUCAGCGGGAACUGUGUCAGAGGAUGUUGUAGAGGAUGACGGUGGGGGUCACAUGUCCUGCAGCUCGUCCGAUAUGUCCAAGGUUAGCUCCAAGAGCGCCAAGGAACGACGCAACCGUAAGAAGAAGUGGCGGCAGAAGGAGCAGUCCCACGGCGAGGAGAAGGGCGACAGCGAGAAGUUUGUCAAGUCAGAGUCCGACGACGGCAGCAAGAGGAGCAGGUUCCGUUUCCCUGACAACCGGUUAGGCAGGAAGACUUCCAUCAUGAACCAGUCCCUCCUCAGUAUCCCAGGGUCUCCUUUCCUCUCUCGACACAACAGCAAGAACAGCAUCUUCAGCUUCAAGGGCCGCUCCAAGGACAUGGGCUCGGAGAACGAGUUCGCCGACGACGAGCACAGCACGGUGGAGGAGAGCGACGACCGGCGCGGCUCGCUCUUCAGCCCGUACCGCCGCAGCAGCUACAGCGGCUACCACGGCAAGCGCAACAGCACGGUGGACUGCAACGGCGUGGUGUCGCUCAUAGGACCCGGGCCCGGCGGACGCCUACUGCCUGAGGUGAUAAUAGAUAAGGCAGCUACUGACGACAGCCCCACCACAGAGGUGGAGGUGAAGAAGAGGAACUCGGGGUCCCUGAUGGUGGCUGUGGACCAGCUCAACACUUCUUUUGGCCGCAAAGAGAGGGCCAACAGCGUGCUGAGUGUCAACACCAACACUCUGGUGGAGGAGCUGGAGGAGUCCCAGCGGAACUGCCCUCCAUGCUGGUACAAGUUCGCCAACACCUUCCUGAUCUGGGAGUGCUGCCCGACGUGGCUGAAGAUCAAGGAGAUCGUCAACCUGGUGGUGAUGGAUCCCUUCGUCGACCUGGCUAUCACCAUCUGCAUUGUGCUCAACACACUCUUCAUGGCCAUGGAGCAUUACCCCAUGACCCCGCACUUUGAGCACGUGCUCACCGUAGGGAACCUGGUGUUUACCGGAAUCUUCACUGCCGAGAUGUUUGCCAAACUGGUUGCCAUGGACCCAUACUACUACUUCCAGGAGGGCUGGAACAUUUUUGACGGGUUCAUUGUGAGCUUGAGCUUGAUGGAGCUGGGCCUGGCUGACGUGGAGGGUCUGUCCGUGCUGCGAUCAUUCCGAUUGCUCAGGGUGUUCAAACUGGCCAAGUCGUGGCCGACCCUCAACAUGCUGAUCAAGAUCAUCGGGAACUCGGUGGGGGCCCUGGGAAACCUGACCCUGGUGCUGGCCAUCAUCGUCUUCAUCUUCGCCGUGGUGGGCAUGCAGCUCUUCGGCAAGAGCUACAAGGACUGCGUGUGCAAGAUCGCCACGGACUGCGAGCUGCCGCGCUGGCACAUGAACGACUUCUUCCACUCCUUCCUGAUCGUGUUCCGGGUGCUGUGUGGGGAGUGGAUCGAGACCAUGUGGGACUGCAUGGAGGUGGCCGGCCAGACCAUGUGCCUCAUCGUCUUCAUGAUGGUCAUGGUCAUCGGAAACCUGGUGGUGUUGAACCUGUUCCUGGCCUUGCUGCUCAGCUCCUUCAGCGCGGACAACCUGGCGGCCACGGACGACGACGGCGAGAUGAACAACCUGCAGAUCUCAGUCAUCCGCAUCAAGAAGGGCAUCGCCUGGAUGAAGGUCAAGCUGCGGCUGCUGGCCUCCACCCUGCUGAAGAGGAAGGUGACGGACGAGGUGAAGCCGCUCGACGACAUGUACGACAAGAAGCUGAACUGUAUUGCCAACCACACGGGCGUGGACAUCAACCGGGAGCUGGACUACCAGAAGAACGGCAACGGCACCACCAGCGGCAUCGGCAGCAGCGUGGGGAAGUACAUGAUCGACGAGGACCGCAUGUCCUUCAUACACAACCCCAACCUAACUGUGCGGGUGCCCAUCGCCGUGGGCGAGUCAGACUUUGAGAACCUCAACACUGAGGACUUCAGCAGCGAAUCAGAUGUAGAGGGCACUAAAGAGCUGGAUGACACCAGCUCCUCAGAAGGCAGCACCAUUGACAUUAAGCCAGAAGUGGAGGACGUGGUGGUGGUGGAGCAGGUGGAGGAGUACAUGGACCCAGAAGCCUGCUGGACCGAAGCCUGUAUUGCACGGUAUAAGUGCUGCGACGUGCCCAUCACGGAGGGCUGGGGGAAGCACUGGUGGUACCUGAGGAAGACCUGCUAUCUGAUCGUGGAGCACAACUGGUUUGAGACCCUGAUCAUCUUCAUGAUCCUGCUCAGUAGUGGAGCACUGGCGUUCGAGGACGUGUACAUCGAGCAGAGGAAGACCAUCCGCGUCAUCCUGGAGUACGCCGACCGCGUUUUCACCUACAUCUUCAUCCUGGAGAUGCUGCUCAAGUGGGUGGCCUACGGCUUCGUCAAGUACUUCACCAACGCCUGGUGCUGGCUCGACUUCUUCAUCGUGGACGUGUCUAUAGUCAGCCUUAUAGCUAAUGCCCUGGGCUACUCCGAUCUAGGGCCUAUUAAAUCACUCAGGACACUAAGGGCCUUGAGACCGCUCAGAGCCUUGUCACGAUUUGAAGGGAUGAGGGUGGUAGUCAACGCCCUGGUUGGAGCCAUCCCCUCCAUUAUGAAUGUGUUGCUGGUUUGCCUCAUCUUUUGGCUAAUUUUCAGUAUCAUGGGGGUCAACUUGUUUGCGGGAAAGUACUACUACUGCUUCAACGCGACGUCCGAGGAGCGCUUUGAAAUCACAGACGUCAACAACAAAACCGAAUGCUUUUUGCUCAUCAACGCCAACCACACUGACGUCAGGUGGAAGAAUGUCAAGAUCAACUUUGACAAUGUUGGCGCCGGCUACCUGGCCCUUCUCCAAGUGGCCACAUUCAAAGGCUGGAUGGAUAUCAUGUAUGCAGCAGUGGACUCCAGAAAGGUGGAAGAUCAGCCUAUUUAUGAGGACAACAUCUACAUGUACAUCUACUUUGUCAUCUUCAUCAUCUUUGGCUCCUUCUUCACCCUCAACCUCUUCAUCGGUGUCAUCAUUGACAACUUCAACCAGCAGAAGAAAAAGUUUGGGGGUCAGGACAUCUUUAUGACAGAGGAGCAGAAGAAAUACUACAACGCCAUGAAGAAGCUCGGCUCCAAGAAACCUCAAAAACCCAUACCCCGGCCAGUGAACAAGAUCCAGGGGAUGGUGUUUGACUUUGUGACGCAGCAGGUCUUCGACAUCUCCAUCAUGAUCCUCAUCUGCCUCAACAUGGUGACCAUGAUGGUGGAGACAGAUGACCAGACGCCGGAGAUGGAGAACAUCCUGUACUGGGUCAACUUCAUCUUCAUCAUUGCCUUCACCACCGAGUUUGUGCUCAAGCUCUUCGCCCUGAGACAUUACUACUUCACCAUCGGCUGGAACAUUUUUGACGUGGUUGUGGUCAUCCUCUCCAUCGUCGGUAUGUUCCUGGCAGACCUGAUCGAGAAGUACUUUGUGUCCCCAACGCUGUUCAGGGUGAUUCGUCUGGCUCGAAUUGGCCGCAUCCUGCGUCUGAUCAAGGGAGCCAAGGGAAUCCGGACUUUGCUGUUCGCCCUGAUGAUGUCACUGCCAGCCCUGUUCAACAUCGGCCUCCUCCUCUUCCUGGUCAUGUUCAUCUUCUCCAUCUUCGGCAUGUCCAACUUUGCCUACGUCAAGAGGGAGGCGGGCAUCGACGACAUGUACAACUUCGAGACUUUCGGGAACAGCAUGAUCUGCCUGUUCAUGAUCACCACCUCGGCUGGCUGGGACGGCCUGCUGUCGCCUAUCCUCAACUACCCCCCCGACUGUAGCCCCGACAAGGAGAACCCCGGCACCACGGUGAAGGGCGACUGCGGCAACCCCUCGGUGGGCAUCUUCUUCUUCGUCAUGUACAUCAUCAUCUCCUUCCUCAUCGUGGUCAACAUGUACAUCGCCAUCAUCCUGGAGAACUUCAGCGUGGCCACGGAGGAGAGUGCCGACCCGCUGAGCGAGGACGACUUCGAGACCUUCUACGAGAUCUGGGAGAAGUUCGACCCGGACGCCUCGCAGUUCAUCACCUUCGCCAAGCUCUCGGACUUCGCCGACACCCUGGAGCACCCGCUGCGGGUGCCCAAGCCCAACACCAUCGAGCUGAUCGCCAUGGACAUGCCGAUGGUGAGCGGCGACCGCAUACACUGCCUGGACAUCCUGUUCGCCUUCACCAAGCGCGUGCUGGGCGACAGCGGGGAGCUGGACAUGCUGCGGCAGCAGAUGGAGGAGCGCUUCGUGGCGGCCAACCCCUCCAAGGUGUCCUACGAGCCCAUCACCACCACGCUGCGGCGCAAGCAGGAGCACGUGUCCGCCAUCAUCAUCCAGCGCGCUUACCGGGCCCACCUGAUCCGCCGGGGCUUCAUCUGCAAGCGCAGGCUCGGGACUAACAAGCUGGAGAACGGGGGGACCAAUCAGGACAAGAAGGAGGGCACACCCUCCACAGCCUCCCUCCCCUCCUACGACAGCGUGACCAAACCCGACAAGGAGAAGCAGGAGGACAGCGAGGACAGGAGCAGGAAAGACAAGGGUCGAAACCAAAAAGACGUCAGGGAAUCUAAAUGUUAGAAAUACAGUGACAAUAAUGAAAAAACUACAACUUCAACAACACACAGCAGCAAACUGAGAUCAAACUCUUCUGACUAAAAAAAAAAGAAAAAACAACCCUCACACCCACCUGUGUACAAAUGAUUUCAUUUACCAGUGAAGAAAACAGAUACGGAGACAAAACAAAAAAAAAACAAAAAAAAAAAAAAACAUUGUUUACAGACUUCAUAAACGUAUCAGUGCAGAUGAGGCUUGAUUUCUAACGGCUUUGAAGACGUUUAAAAACCAAA
This is a messenger RNA of Anguilla anguilla (European eel), 6382 nucleotides long. It is a transcript of the gene scn8aa, whose product is annotated as sodium channel, voltage gated, type VIII, alpha subunit a. The record is from RefSeq and is a predicted model, not a curated record. NCBI's taxonomy places the organism in Eukaryota, Metazoa, Chordata, Actinopteri, Anguilliformes, Anguillidae. Gene Ontology annotation, cellular component: voltage-gated sodium channel complex; plasma membrane; axon. Gene Ontology annotation, molecular function: calcium ion binding; voltage-gated sodium channel activity; protein binding. The transcript has 27 exons. The coding region runs from base 216 to 6113 and encodes 1965 amino acids. Gene Ontology annotation, biological process: sodium ion transmembrane transport; neuronal action potential; membrane depolarization during action potential.